This is a messenger RNA of Eurytemora carolleeae, 1068 nucleotides long. RefSeq names its product RNA-binding protein Musashi homolog Rbp6. Lineage: Eukaryota; Metazoa; Arthropoda; Copepoda; Calanoida; Temoridae. The transcript is spliced from 6 exons. Gene Ontology annotation, cellular component: cytoplasm. Gene Ontology annotation, molecular function: RNA binding. Bases 16 to 1014 code for a protein of 332 amino acids. The record is from RefSeq and is a predicted model, not a curated record.
AGUGAACCAAUCAAAAUGUCAGUCGGGUAUCCAACCCUCUCUCCUGGAACCAUCAUUGCUUCCGUCCCUAACAUGGUUUUCAACGAUGAGGUUCCGAAUGAUCCCGGAAAGAUGUUUAUCGGAGGCCUGUCCUGGCAAACAACUCCGGAGAACGUCCGAGUUUACUUCUCUCAGUUCGGAGAUGUAGCGGAGGUAAUGGUUAUGAAGGAUCCAGUGACACGGAGAUCCAGAGGGUUCGGUUUCAUCACUUUUACACAUGCAAACAGUGUAGAUAAGGUUCUAGCUCUUCCAGCACAUACCAUCGAUGGAAAAGUUGUCGAACCUAAGAUCGCUGUGCCCCGUAAGUCCAAUCCCAAGAUGGUUUUGAGAACUAAGAAGAUAUUUGUCGGAGGAUUAUCCAAUACUACAAGUCUUGAAGAUAUAAAAGCUUACUUUGAGCAAUUUAGCAAAGUUAAAGAGUCAAUGUUGGCAUAUGACAAGGUCACAAAUCGGCACCGAGGAUUUGGUUUCGUUACAUUUGACAACGAAGAAGUUGUGGAUAAAAUAUGUGAAAUACAUUUUCAUGAAAUUAAUGGUAAGAUGGUUGAGAGUAAGAAAGCAAUGCCUAAGGAGCCCCGAGGAAACAUGAACUUUUCAAACUGUUUUUAUCCAACCCUUCCACAUCACUCCAGGAUUCUGGACAACGCUACAUAUGUUCAAGAGAUGUCACAAACUUUUAUUACCGAGGGCUUUGAUCGAGAACACUGGCAAGAUAAUUAUAUUGAAAACUAUUCUAAGAUCCAUCCUUACUCCGGGAAACCGUCCCGCUUCUCCGAGUACUAUCCUGGCAGACGAAACUCUAACAAAAUGCAUCCUGAGCAAGCUUCUGAGAAUACCUUUAGAUCUGAACAAACUGAAAGUUUUGAUAAGACUAUUCCACAUGAAGAAUAUGAUGCAGAUUUUCCUAAAUUAACCACUAAGUUUCAAACCUUCUCCAUGGAGGAGGAGCCCCGACCUAACCAACCUGUUUAUUAAAUAUAACAGUCCAGUAAUCUGUAGUUUAUAGAAUAACAAACCUAAAUUUAUUCA